Molecule: messenger RNA, 1505 nt
Organism: Metopolophium dirhodum (rose-grain aphid)
Lineage: Eukaryota; Metazoa; Arthropoda; Insecta; Hemiptera; Aphididae
Exons: 7
Coding region: 540-1349 (269 amino acids)
Source: RefSeq, a predicted model, not a curated record
GCUGCAGUCGUAACGUACGCACCGGUCGAGCGCGAGUGUGGUCCACCGGUGACCAGAGUGUCCAUAGUCUCGCGAUCUCCGAAACAGUAAUAUCAUCGUCAUCGUCAUCACUCUCGCUCGUCUAAGACAACAGCUGUUUUUAUUUUUUUCGUCCGUUCCGUCGCGGUCCGCACGUCGUUCGCCUGUCGCAGAAAACGAUUCCGCGCGUUUCCGACGGAGGAGUUAUUGUUCAACGAGGUUUGAACUUUUGUUCGAAACUGUAUGAUAUUAUUGUACAGGAGCUAUCGGCCACAAUACCGCCAGUAACGAUAGCGCCAGACCGCUAUAAUUUCACGUGCCGACUACCGCAGCAGCAGCAGCAGCAGACUGCGCGAUUAGUUUUCCUUGUAAAGUGAAAACCACGCUUCCUCGGCCGAUUUCAUAAAACGCGCGUGUGGAAAAAACCUAAACAAUGCGGCUUUAUGAUUUCGAAACUUGAUAUUCACAAAUUAUUCAAAGGAUAAUCAAUUUUGAAAGAUCAUAUUUAACUGAAAAAAAACAUGUGGUUUUUCCUGUUAAUCAUUUCAUCGUUUUACAUUUGGACAUGUGACGGACUGACGGUGAAAGCGGUGGUACCUCGGUACAAGAUCCGCGGCGAGACGGCUGUGCUCCGGUGCGACUUCGAGCUGGAAGGAGCCCUUCUGUACGCCGUCAAGUGGUACCGCGAAAACGAGGAGUUUUACCGGUAUGUGCCCAAGUCGGACCCUCAGAAGACGUCUUACGUGGUGGAUGGGAUUAAGGUCGACCACAUGCAUUCCAACAGUCGGCAGUUAACGUUGAGAGACAUAACGUUGAAAACCACAGCUAAUUACCGGUGCGAAGUUUCUGCAGAAGCGCCGUCGUUUGCUUCCGCACAAGAUGGUGGCCGAAUGGAAGUUAUAUACUUGCCUAAAGAUGGUCCAUACAUCACUGGCGACAAGUCAAUUUACCAGUUUGGUGACACGAUAAAUUUGAACUGCACUUCAGCCAAGUCUUACCCAGCAUCCAGUCUUCAUUGGUUCAUAAACAACAUUUCGGCGAGAGAAGAAUCUUUGAAGAGGUACCCAGCGCAGAAACACCCUCGAGGGCUCGUGACGACAACUUUGGGGUUGCAUUUACCUCUGGAUGCGGAGACCGUGUUGAACGGGGCAGUGAGGGUCAGGUGUGUGGCAGUACUAUCACCCGUAUUGUGGACUAGUGACAACGAGAAAGUGCUGCCCAGACAGGAUAAAAGAGAAGCACUCCUGCUUGUUACAGGAUCUUCCAACGAAUGUAAAUCCAACAGCGUCGUCGUGUUCCUAUUUUUAAUACUCAUACAUGUGUUUUUUUAAAACAAAUUAUCAACAAGUAAAUAAAAAAAUAUCAUAUCAAAAAUAAUUUUACUCUUAUAUUUAAAUUUUUUGAAAAAUGUAUUUUAUUUGUAAAUUGGAUUGUAUUAGAUAUAGUUUAACCCUAUAUAAAUAAACAUGUACUACUUGUGUUAAAUA